CAUCCUCCUUUCCUCCUCCGUUCAUUGUCGGUAUACCGCCGCCGCUCAUCAGAUCUCCUCAUCAAAGCGAGUGCUUUUGGAGCUCGUACAGGACACGAGAUGUGGAACUCUGAGAACAAGCUGAAGGUCGCCCUCGACUUUGGCUUGUUUCUUGCGUCUUCGGCAGCGCUUUACUUUGCUGUUUCUCUUCUGACGGAUACCGCGCUCCCCAAGCGGCAAGCCGUCAAAGGGAAGAAGAUAGAAGCGCUCAAACGCCUCGGACACCACAACAUAGAGCUUGACGAGUACGAAUCAACCAUCGCGAACGAGAUCAUCCACCCCGACGACAUCGACGUGCGCUUCAGCGACAUCGGCGGGCUCGAUCCCAUUGUCUCUACCCUCCGCGAGAGCGUCAUAUACCCCCUCCUCUACCCCGAGCUCUUCCGCUCCUCGAACGCGCUCCUCUCCGCCCCCAAGGGCGUCCUCCUCUUCGGCCCGCCCGGGUGCGGGAAGACGAUGCUAGCGAAGGCGCUGGCGAAGGAGAGCCGGGCGACGUUCAUCAACAUCGCGGCGAGCGCGCUGGCGAGCAAGUGGUACGGGGAGAGCAACAAGCUCGUGGCGGGCCUGUUCUCGCUGGCGCGCAAGGUGCAGCCGAGUAUCAUAUUCAUUGAUGAGAUCGACUCGUUCUUGAGGGAGAGGAGCAAGAAUGAUCAUGAGGCGACGGGGAUGCUGAAGGCGGAGUUUAUGACAUUGUGGGACGGUCUCAUGUCCGGCUCCGACCGAAUAAUGGUCCUGGGUGCCACGAACCGCCCAAAUGAUAUCGACUCUGCCAUCCUCCGCCGCAUGCCCAAGCGCUUCUCGGUCGGCUUGCCCAACUUUGAGCAGCGGUUGAGGAUAUUGAAUCUGAUGCUCAACGGCACCUCCCUCGCGCCCGAGUUCAACAUGGACGCGCUCGCGCAGCUCACCGACGGCUUCUCGGGCUCGGAUCUGAAGGAGCUCUGUCGGAACGCGGCGAUGGUGCCCGUGCGGGAGUUCGUGCGGAGCACGGCGGAUAACCAGGAGAAAUUGGAAAGAGGGGAGUUGGAGGGCUUCCACCUUCGGCCACUCGUGUUGGACGACUUCUUUGCGUCGGACGGGUCGAGCGCGCUGCCGUCUGCUGAUGGGAGCCCGGCACUGGAUUAGUGGCACUGGCCCAGGGAUGCCUGUUGCAGCGACAGUUAGAUGCCCACGCACCGGAGGACGGCCCCACGCAUCGGGGAACGGCCCACGCACACGAGGUGUCGUUCUUUCUAUACGUACCAUACACUUUGUUAUCUUAUUGUGCACUUCGCAGAGGUGCGGUGCGGUGUAUUCAUAAUCCCAUUUCAUGAAAUGUGCUGUGCGGAGACGCAAUAGUUCAGGAAGAUCGGCU
Molecule: messenger RNA, 1390 nt
Organism: Schizophyllum commune H4-8
Lineage: Eukaryota; Fungi; Basidiomycota; Agaricomycetes; Agaricales; Schizophyllaceae
Product: AAA-domain-containing protein
Exons: 8
Coding region: 100-1161 (353 amino acids)
Cellular component (GO): mitochondrial outer membrane
Molecular function (GO): ATP binding; ATP hydrolysis activity
Source: RefSeq, a predicted model, not a curated record